This is a messenger RNA of Paramecium sonneborni, 520 nucleotides long. NCBI's taxonomy places the organism in Eukaryota, Ciliophora, Oligohymenophorea, Peniculida, Parameciidae. The record is from the annotation of a GenBank genome assembly.
AUGAAAGAAAUGAUAAAGAGUAUCUUUUAUUUAUAAAUAAUGAAUAGUAUCAAAUGUUUUAGUGAAGAUGAAGCUUCUAUCAAAGCAAAAUCUGAUGUCUUACAGUCUCCUGAAAAAAAGGUACUUAGACCUCGUAAUAAUCUUAUACCUGGAAUAUUUUAGGAAUAAAAAAGAACAUACAUUAAAGUCCCAUAAGAAACAAAAGAAUAACUCUUCUAACUUGUAUUUAAGGAAGGGUUUAAAAUUAAAUAAGUAUUAUACUGGAUUAAGAAUAAAUUAGGCUGCUUAGAAACUUUUUAUAAAAUAUGCAACAGCUAAGACUAUCAUAUUUCAUAUGCGCAAGAUUAAUCUUAAAUAAAAGAAAAAAAGAUGCAAUUUUUGCAGAUAUAUUCAAUUAUAGGAGAAGAUCUCCAUUAAAUUAAGAAUUAUUUCAAUUAUAUAAAGAAAGCUAAUUUCUUCCGUCGAAUAUAUUGUUGAAAAUAAGUCAGAUCAUUUAUCCUAUCAACAAUAAAAGAAGUGA